AUGGAGCCGCUGCGUGGCCGGUGGUGUAUGCUAAGGUCGGAGGUCAUUAUCGAUGACGUGGGGCUAGGUGCGUGCUAUUGGUGUUGUGGCAAGCAUGGUGGCAUGGGGAGCGGGCUAAGAGGCGUGGCGAGAGGUUGCAGGGGAGGAGAGCUACUGCGAGAGAUGGGGAGGCAGUGGGUGAGAGGUUGCUAUAGGAGAAGGGGAGGUAGUAGGCAAGAGGUCGUUGUGGGAGGCUCGCUUUUGGGAGGGGUCAACGAUAGCUACCCUAAAAAAAGGCACGAUGGGCUUUUUAUAUGUAAG
This is a messenger RNA of Dovyalis caffra, 300 nucleotides long. The record is from the annotation of a GenBank genome assembly. NCBI's taxonomy places the organism in Eukaryota, Viridiplantae, Streptophyta, Magnoliopsida, Malpighiales, Salicaceae.